UUCUGGAUGUCUGCUGUGGCCACCGCCAUGCCCAUUCCAUCUGGGGCGUUCAUGCCUGUCUUCAUACUGGCAUCCUUCACCCACUCCCUCCCCUCCUCACCCCAUCCCAUAUCUCUGACAGGAGCGGCAGCUUUGACCGGGGCUGUGACUCACACGGUGUCCACGGCGGUGAUCUGCUUUGAGCUGACGGGUCAGAUCUCCCACAUCCUGCCCAUGAUGGUGGCAGUCAUCCUGGCCAACAUGGUGGCCCAGGGCCUGCAGCCCUCCCUGUACGACUCCAUUAUCCAGGUCAAGAAGCUGCCGUACCUGCCGGAGCUCGGCUUCGGGCACAUGAGCCAGUACAACAUCUUUGUAGAAGACAUCAUGGUGAGAAGGGUGAAGUUUAUUUCGUCUCAGUCCUCGUACAGAGAAGUCAAACAUCUGCUGGACUCCUCCUCAAUCAAUUCAAUCCCACUGGUCGACUCAAAAGACUCUAUGAUCCUAUUGGGCAGCAUUGACAGGUUGGAGCUCCUCGCUCUCUGUGAUUGGUGGUUAUCGCCUGAGAGAAGACUCCUGAUGCAGGGUCAGAGCCUACAGGAGCAGAACCAGUCCCAGGAGCACAGCUGGGAGUCCUUCGCCUAUGUAGAUGAGGAGGAAGAGGAGGACGGAGAGGAGGGCAGCCCGGUGCAGGAGGAGAGGAACGGCCCCCUGCCCCCCCCCAAGCCUCAGGAGCCGUCCUCCAACCACACUGCUCCUGUCCCUGAGAAAGGUCCUCUCCAGUCUGUGAGGAAAACACUCAGGAACCUCUUCACCUCUAAGAGCAGACAGACAGAGGGACAGUCGCAGGAGCCCUGUCCUCCUCCCCUGUCAGACCCAAUGACACCAGACCAGAUCACGGCGUGGGAAGAGGAAGAGAUGGACAAGCCGAUGGAAAUCGAUGAGAUACGAGUAGACCCCUCCCCUUUCCAGCUGGUCGAGAGAACAUCAUUACAUAAGACCCACACCCUGUUCUCACUGCUGGGGCUCAGUCACGCCUAUGUGACCAGUAUUGGCAAACUGGUGGGAGUGGUGGCACUUAAAGAGCUCCAGAAGGCCAUCGAGGGCUCCACCCGCUCUGGCGUCCGGCUCCGUCCUCCGCUCGCAAGCUUCCGCAAACACAGCUCUGCCCCUAAACCUCCACCUUCUUCUUCCACUGCUCCCUCCUCUCCGAGCUCCACCUCCUGUCCCUUAGCUCUCCCUGUUCCCCAGCCUCCACCCCCGUCUCCCCCUCACCAUCACAUCCACGAGACUGAGACGGAGGCGUGGAUCGAGGGCGUGACCUUGGAGGUGGAGGAGAGCAGCAGCUACACCACGGGGAGCGGCCCCGGGGCCUGCAGCUCUCCCACAACCAGUUGCAGCGACAACAGCAACGUCAGCCUCCCUCCAUCCACCCCUCCUCCCCCGGUC
Molecule: messenger RNA, 1425 nt
Organism: Notothenia coriiceps (black rockcod)
Lineage: Eukaryota; Metazoa; Chordata; Actinopteri; Perciformes; Nototheniidae
Product: chloride channel protein 1-like
Exons: 11
Biological process (GO): transmembrane transport; chloride transport
Cellular component (GO): plasma membrane
Molecular function (GO): voltage-gated chloride channel activity
Source: RefSeq, a predicted model, not a curated record